AUGGCGGCGGCCAAUCUGCCUUCUCCGGUUUACGAAGUUAUCUUUUCAUAUGUUGACUUACCGGACCUAUUUAAUUGUGCAUUAGUCUGUAAAUCAUGGAAUCAAUUCCUUCAAGAUGAGAACAAUUCUGUAUGGAGGUUAGUGUGUCUUAGAACGCUUUCCAAAGAGGCACUAAAAGGUGACAUUCUCUCGAAUGUGCUAACGUAUAAGGGGAAAGUACGGUCAUUUCUACAUAGCUGGAACGCCAAUGACUGUUCUCGGAACGUUUACGUAAGCGCUAAUGGUUUUACAAUUCAUCGAAACCCUGUAGCACAAAGUACUGAUGGCUCAAGGGGUAAACGAGGAUUUAACAGUGGUCGUCAUGCCUGGGAAAUAUGGUGGGAAGGUCCUCUCGGCACUGUAGCAGUUGUAGGAAUUGCUACGAAAAUUGCCCCCAUGCAGUGUCAUGGAUACGUUGCUCUUCUUGGAGGCGACGAUCAAAGCUGGGGUUGGAAUCUUGUGGACAACUAUCUCAUACACAAUGGUGACAAUCAGGGAAAUUUUCCACAAUGUAAUAAUGCACCAAAAUAUGAGGUGGGUGAAAGAAUACGGGUUAUCCUAGAUAUGGAGGACAAUUACUUGGCAUUUGAAAGGGGAUAUGAAUUUCUAGGUGUUGCAUUCCGUGGUUUACCCAGUGUCAAUCUUUACCCAUCAGUUUCUGCUGUCUAUGGAAACACUGAAAUCACAAUGGUAUAUCUUGGUCCACCUCUUGAUGGAUGACAUCUAAUAUUGUACUAGGUUAUAGUUUGUUAGUAUUUUCAAAUUGUUUAGGAAGAAUUCAGGUAUUUUGUAUGACCUCAUAGCAGACAUAGUGGCUGAAUCUGCUGUGUCAUUCUGUCUUGAAUGCAGUGGUGCUUUGUUAGUGAAUGCUGAAUAUUCCUUAUAAUCUACUCUUCACUGAUAGUUAGUCCCAAAUGGAAGAUAGAUACUGUAUUGCUUUUGUUUAGAUUCAUAUUCAACCCCUACUUUUAUCUAGUACAUCAAGAGGAAGUCUUGCUUACAUGAAUCUGCCACUACAGUUACUGUACUGGUCACAUGACAUACAAUCAUGUGACUGCCAUGAAACAAUGAGAUAUUGUAUGUACUACAUACAUGUGACAAUAAUUGCAUUUUCAAUCUAAUCUCAAAUGAA
Molecule: messenger RNA, 1171 nt
Organism: Saccoglossus kowalevskii
Lineage: Eukaryota; Metazoa; Hemichordata; Enteropneusta; Harrimaniidae
Product: F-box/SPRY domain-containing protein 1-like
Biological process (GO): synapse assembly involved in innervation; proteasome-mediated ubiquitin-dependent protein catabolic process
Cellular component (GO): SCF ubiquitin ligase complex; synapse
Molecular function (GO): protein binding
Source: RefSeq, a predicted model, not a curated record